AUGGCCGCCCAGGACGUCUCCCUCGCCAGCCUCGCCGCCACCAUCUCCGAAACCACCAAGGCCAUCAACGCCCUCCUCGAGCAGAACGGCGCCCCCGCCCCUUCCUUCGCCGCCGAUGGCCCCGUCGACUACCCCAGACACCCCGAGCUCGCGGGCCUCCGCUUCCAGCUCAUCGACGCCGCCUCGGACCUGUACCGCCUAGCCCUCGGUCCCAGCGACCACGGCCUCAUGCAGCCUUUAUUCCUCAACCACGACGCCCUCGUUCUCGACACCCUGAACCAAUUCGACUUCUGGAACGCCGUCCCCCUCGACGGCUCCGCCACCAUCGCCGAAAUCUCCAAGCACACCACCCUCCCCCAAUCCCUCGUCCGCCGCUUCCUCGCCUGGGCCUACACCUCGCGCCUCUUCGCGCCCCACGGCGGACCGGGCUCCGACGCCGUCGUCCACAGCUCCCUCUCCGCCGCCAUGGUCAAGAAACCCUUGCUGCGCUCUUGGCUCCGCCACAACCUGCAAGAGGCCCGCCCCGCUAGCGUGCACACUCCCGAGUCCUUUUGGAAGUACAGCGCCGGCCGCGACGCCGCCUCCGAGGAACCCUCCGAGGCCGGCUUCACCCUCGCCAACGUCGACCGCCUCGAGAAGCCCGAGGGCUACUGGGACUACCUCAAGAGGUCCGUCGAGGGCAAGCCCGAGGGCUACCGCGCCAAGGAAUUCGCCAACGCCAUGGAGGCGGCGGCCUCGGCGUCCGCGCUCGGCGAGGAAGAGCUUCUCAAGGCUGGGUAUGACUGGGCGAGUCUCGGAGAGGCCACCGUCGUCGAUGUCGGCGGUUCCAACGGCCACACCGGCCUAAUCCUCACCAACGCCUUCCCCAACCUCAAAUUCGUCGUCCAAGACCUCCCCGAAGUCGAAGCCGCCUACGAGUCGCACAUCCCCGCCGACGUGCGCGCCAAGGUCUCCUACGAGGUCCGCGACUUCUUCACCCCGCAGGCCACCGCCGGCGACGUCUACAUGCUCAAGAUGAUCCUGCACGACUGGCCCGACAAGUACGCCCUGCAGAUCCUCACCCCGCUCGUGCCCCACCUCCGCAACGGCUCCCGCCUGCUCCUGUGCGAGGUCGUCGCCCCGCCUCCCGAGGCGCCCCUGCCCCCGACCCUGCGCCGCAUCUUGACCUGCUCCGACUUGCAGAUGCUGCUGGCGUUCAACUCGCUCGAGCGCACGGCCGAGCACUGGAAGACGUUGGUCAAGAGGCUGGAUCCCGGUCUCGAUGUCGUGUCUAUUUCGGAUAUUCCUGGAUCGAUCCACAACUUUAUCGAGAUCAAGUUCACGGGUUAA
Parascedosporium putredinis is the source of this 1329-nucleotide messenger RNA. The record is from the annotation of a GenBank genome assembly. Lineage: Eukaryota; Fungi; Ascomycota; Sordariomycetes; Microascales; Microascaceae.